This is a messenger RNA of Magnolia sinica, 2893 nucleotides long. Its product is annotated as protein NETWORKED 3C-like. The record is from RefSeq and is a predicted model, not a curated record. Gene Ontology annotation, molecular function: actin binding. The transcript has a single exon. Bases 1835 to 2647 code for a protein of 270 amino acids. NCBI's taxonomy places the organism in Eukaryota, Viridiplantae, Streptophyta, Magnoliopsida, Magnoliales, Magnoliaceae.
UCAAAAGAUACAUCGGGAUUAUAGCCGUGGAUCUGGGGUCAUUUUGAAUGAUCCAAACCGUUAAUCUGACGAUAUUUACAGCUUAUGUUGGUCGACUCAAAAACAUUGAUUUAUAAGAUUCAAAAACUUGGCUCACAAAACAACAUUUACAGCUACGGUCAAUAUUCAAAUUGAAAGAAUGAAACGAUCAAAGGGUUUAGAUAUUUCCAUUAAAGAUUCUUUUUUCCUGGAUAAUCCAUCCACGAUGAGGUCCACCCCAUAAACGGUUUGGAUUGUUAAGAGAUGGCCCAGAUAAAACGGCCAUAGUCUGAUGUAUCCUAUCCACUACAUAGGGACGUAUUGUAGCAGACCAUAAAGACAGAGAAAAUCAAGCUCCAAUCAACGGGAAUAAUCAGUUACAGAGCUAGAAUGACAUUUGAAUUCAAAAAAGGGCUAUUUAAAGAAGAAGAGAGGGAGGAGGAAUCCAUGAAGAAGUAAGAUUCUGUGUAGAGGGGUUUGUAUGAUUUGUUUUUGAAGGCGUUUCUCUUCUGAAAUGGGAGAGAUGGAGAAUAGCAAGGUUGCUUCUUAUUCAUGGUGGUGGGAUAGCCAUAAUAGUCCCACCCACUCUCAAUGGCUCGAGUCUACUUUAUCAGGUUUCUUUCUUUCUCCUUAAAUCAGGUGCUUAAUCCAAACCGUCCAACUUGUGGGCCACAUUGUGGAUAAUUCAUAUCUCCAGAAUUCUGACAACCAUGCAUCCAAUUGAUGGUGUGAUCAAAUGGUUGGUUAAAAGCAAAAUAGUGAGUGGUACAAAUUCCAAGUGCAAAAUCAGAUGGUUAUUAACAUCUUGGCAGUGCAGCUGUUUUGUUACGCUUCAUCCACAAUUGGGUCAGUGAUUUGGACGGUAUGGAUUGCCCCACAACUAUACAAUGUUCAUGGUUGGAGUGUCACCACCCACCAUUCAUCAUUUCUAGAGCGGUGGUGAACUACCAUCAGAAAUUCUGAUUUUACGUGAGAAUGACCAAAAUAACCCUUUUUUUUCCCCUUAAAAAGUGGUGAAUUUGAGAAUUGUGGAAUGCAUGUGGGCCAAAAAUCAGGCGUAUCCAAUCAUCAGAUGGGCUUCGCAUGAAGUUUUGAUAUUUUUAGCUGGCCUAUAUUUUUUUUUUAUGGUGUGGCCCACCUGAUGAUUGUAUCGCCUUGAUUUUUAGUUCAUCUAUAUCAUCAUGGUGGGUUACAAUACUGUUUGGAUGUCAGAAUUCACCCUAAAAUGGACAUGGCUUGGUAAAAUCAGAAUUCCAGAGGAAUUCUUGAGGUAGAAAUCCGGUUAUAUUCCUUUGAUGAGGUAUUAUAUGCAUGGUGUCCAUGAAUGAAGGGUGGGUCCUGUAGUUAAGUAAUCCUGAUCAUUGGUCUGUUAGGCUCCACACCUUCACCACAUGGUCCAAAAUUUUCCACCACCAUAGGGUUCAUUCCUAGCCUUCCAACUUGUAGUUUCCAGAUGUAUGGUUAAAAGACGGUCCGAUUGAAUGCUAGAAAUGCCCAAGAUUGGUGGUUAGGAUUUUCUAAUAUGUAACAUUUUAAUGAUUAUUUAAGAUCCUAACCAUCUCUGGAUUUUAUUUUAUUUUAUCCCAACUGAUACUGUAGAUAAGGCUAAUGAUUAUUUUGUGGAAUUUAUGUUUUUUCAUAUAUCCAAACAGCCACUGCUGUCUCAUCAAUGGCAUAUAAUUUCUGUUUUUUCUUGAUCCCUCGUAUCCAAACAUGUCCUAAACUCUCUCCAUGUGCCAGUGGGGCCCAAAUUCAGAUGAUAAUGAGCAGCUAUAGAUAAAGGUUGUCAUCAAUAUCAUCAUAAAAAGAAAUAUACAUGAAUAUGUUUUUUUUCCUGUUGAUGUUGAAGCAUGCCACUUCAUGUAAUCUGUUGUUAUCUGCAGAUAUAGAUCAGAAAACAAAGGCCAUGCUAACACUGAUACAAGAUGAUGGCGAUUCUUUUGCUCAACGAGCUGAAACGUAUUACAAGAAAAGACCAGAGCUUGUAAAACUGGUUGAAGAUUUCUACAGAUCAUACAGAUCUUUGGCAGAGCGCUACCACCGGCUGAAAUCAGAAUUCAUGCAAGCAGCUCAAUCGAGUUCGUCAACUUCAUCAGACUCCCUAAAACAAGCCCAAGAUCUCCAAAGCACUGGUGAAAAACUGAACAGGAAUGACAAUGAUUAUAGCCUAGAGCUUCCCCACUCAAAUCCUGAAUCCAUAGUCGAAGAUCCUAGUCCUGGAGGCGAUGCAUGCAUCCUGAAUUUGGACUUCUUGAAUAAAUCAUCCAUUGGCUUGAUCUUAAAUAAUAAAGAUGGACCAGACUCUAAUACUGAUAAACUGAAAGUUCAAAAUUCAAGACCAUUGAACAUUGAAACAGAAUUUGAAUUGCAUGGCUUGUUAGAGGAAGGGAGCAGGUUGUCUGAGAUGAGUUUUAACAUAUCGAUGCUCUUCCAAGAGCUGGUUCGGGGGAAUGAAGAGAAGAGAGAAGUCGUUAAAGAUCUCCGUUUGCAGAUCGACAAGCUGAUGGAUGAGAAUAAGGCUCUGCAGAAGAAUCUGAAUUACUCCAAGGUUCCUGCCAAGCAAAGCCCAUCUCAGAUGUUGAGAUUGAAGGGGCUUAUUUUGGGGAAGUUUCGUAGAGGUGGGCCGUGAUUAUAUACAACAAGCUUCAACUUUUUUAUGGGCAUAUGCAUAUAUAUUCAGCACACUGAAUGUUGCCUUGCAAGAGCAAAUAAACAUCACUGAUUUCAUGGUCUUCUUUCUCUUUUUCUUCUUCAGUAUCGACAUGUUAUGCAUUUUGAUCUUGAGAUGGGUGAAAUAUUGCAAAAUGUAUUAUAAAGAAUUGCACCAAUGUAGCUUAUUCCAACAUAAACUAAAGUACCUGUAUGUCUUUAUGUA